AUGGCCGGGAAACAAGCCCGCAGACCAUCUCAGAGCGAUUACCAGGAGCCGACAUCGCCGCCCCCAGCAUACAAACGGAGACGCAUUGCAUUGGCAUGUACAUCCUGCAGGAACCGCAAGUCUCGCUGCAACGGAGCUAGACCGUCAUGCAGCCUCUGUGUCGAGUUAGGGUUUGAGUGCGUCUAUCAGCAGCCAACAGCUGGCAAUGUAAGAGCCUCGCAAGGCCCGUCCGGCUAUGAUGAGAGACUGCGUGCGAUCGAGGACACGUUACAGCUCCUUGUCCAUCAAAGGAGCCAGCCCCAGUCCUCAAGCAGAGAGGAAGGUCCCAGUCAUGACCUGAAAAUGCCCCCGAAUGGAGAAUGGAGCAAGAAUUCGCAGGCUGCAGCCAUAGAUCGGCCGCUGACUGACGAUGAGGAAGUUGCUAUCUUGGAUGAGGACCACCCUUUGCAGCAGAACGGGGGCGAGGACUCGGUCGACGGAAUGGCCGCCAUCACAGACCCGCAGGAGACAGAGUCCCGGUUUUUCGGCCCAUCCUCGAACAUAGCAUUUCUCCGCCACAUUUCAGACGCCACAUCGGUCUCUUUGAAGGCUAUUGGGCCGUCUCGACAUUUGGGGAAUGCGAUCAAUCAACCAAUUGUCUCAAGGGCUGUUUCUCCUGUGACAACGUUGUCGGAUAGUCCGCCGAUGACUCGUCAGGCCGUCAAUAUUCGUUCCCUGCCCUCCGAGUCUAGAGCUCUUCAUCUGAUUCGUCUCUUCUUCUCCGACACGGGCAUGUUAUUCCCAUAUAUCCAUGAACAAGAGAUCCUUCGAACCUACUCUGCGGCCCGAAAAAAUCGUUUUGCAGCUGUAAGCAGAUCUUGGCUCUGUCUACUCAAUGGCAUCUUCGCCUUUGCGACUUAUAUCAGUGCCCGGCCUGAUCAGUCGGUGUGGAAGAAUGCCGCCGAGUCCGAGAUAUUUAUGGAACGCGCACAAGCUUUGUCGGCCGAUAUCGAGUUGAAGUCUGCUAACCUCGAGACGGUCCAAUGUCUGCUUUUGAUGGCACAGUACCGGCAAGGUACGCAGCGAGCUGACCAAGCAUGGAACCUGCAUGGCCUCGCGGUUCGUGCAGCAAUCCAGCUGGGACUGCACUCCCCAUCGGCCUCAGUGGGACUGAGCGCAAUCGAGACGGAAAUACGUAAGCGUACCUGGUUUGGUUGUAUGAUGAUGGACAGGAUCCUGAGCAUGACUUUUGGACGACCUCCGACCAUUCCGAAUGAUUACAUGAAAUUGGAUCUCCCUUUGAACCAGAACCUAGACAAACUGACCGUUCUGGGAAGCACGGCUGCGUCAGUCGGUACUUUGGAUCCCCCUGACACUGUGUGCUUCUUUAUAGCUACCAUACAACUCUACUACAUUAUCGGCGACGUUCUUACUCAAUUGUACGGGUCAAACGUUGAUAUUGAUCCACAUUUGACCAUUCCCACCAUGCUCGAAAGGACAAUGGUCUUGGAGCAGAGGCUGGCGGCAUGGAAAAGGAAUUUGUAUCCUCAGCUACAGCGGAGGCCCUGGGAUACCUUGGAUCCGGAGACCAUCUCAAUGAGUGCCUGGGAUCCGGUAUUCGAUAGACUCAGCGUUAUUAUCACACUGAGGUAUCUCAAUGCUCGAAUUCUCCUGCACAGACCGCUCCUGAGCGCCUUUCUGCAGCAAAGGGCGCGUUUCAGGGCUGCGGCCGAAGUCACCGAGGAUGGUGACCCAUUCUUUCAGGAUCUCGCGGCGAGGAGCGUCAAGAUUUGCGAACAAUCGGCCAUGGAGAUGGUCGAGAUUGUACACAAGACAAGCAAUCCGCCUGCCCUGUUAGGAGCCUGGUGGUUCUCAGCAUAUUACACAUUCAACAGUGCCCUGGUCAUUUUCAGUUGCAUCUUACUUGCAAUCACUACUUCUAAUGGGUGGAGUCACAACGGGCCAACCAUCACGAUGACUGGCUCUCUCGACACUCAUCACAUCGUGGAAAUGGUCACAAAGUUGUGCAAGGCUGCAGAGGCCCUGCAGAGAUUCGGUGAAGGCACACGGUCUGCCAAGCGAACCCGAAAGACCGUGCUGAAGCUCAUACAGAUCUGUGUGACGCUGGCACAAUGCCAUGCUGACCACGGUCCUUCUAUCCUGGCCGCUCUGGCCGCCAGCCAUCACCUUCAGCAGCAGCAGCAGCAGCAAAUUCAGCAGCGGCAACAUCAUCAAUACCAACACACCUCUGAGGUGGGAGCUCCAAUGCGGAACUCUCAAAACGGGCUAGAUGUCCCAGUUCAUGAUGCCAAUGACAAUCCUGUGAUAGCAAAUGUCCCUGUUGACGGCGCUUUGCCGCACGUCGCAAGCCAUUCCGAGGACCCCUUCACCAUGUUCGACCUAGGUAUGCAUCAAUACUGGACUGACACAAAUCUAGAUCUGUUCACGGAUCUGGUUGGGGUCGAUACAGGCUUGACACAUAUGCUAGCCGGGUGA
Exophiala dermatitidis NIH/UT8656 is the source of this 2475-nucleotide messenger RNA. Its product is annotated as transcriptional regulatory protein GAL4. Gene Ontology annotation, molecular function: RNA polymerase II cis-regulatory region sequence-specific DNA binding; DNA-binding transcription factor activity, RNA polymerase II-specific; zinc ion binding. The transcript has 5 exons. Lineage: Eukaryota; Fungi; Ascomycota; Eurotiomycetes; Chaetothyriales; Herpotrichiellaceae. Gene Ontology annotation, cellular component: nucleus. The record is from RefSeq and is a predicted model, not a curated record. Bases 1 to 2475 code for a protein of 824 amino acids. Gene Ontology annotation, biological process: positive regulation of transcription from RNA polymerase II promoter by galactose; DNA-templated transcription.